GUCCCUCCUGAGCUCUUGGUCGCCUUGCCUGGGGAGUGGGCGAAGGCUGCAGCAGCCCCCGGCGCUCCCAGGGCCACCGGCUGCUGGUUAUACAGUAACCUGUUGCUCCGGGUUCCAGCUCCACCUCUCGCUGCCUCCACAUCCCUCCCCUCCUCUCUUCCUCUGCUAAGGAACCUCUGUCACCUGCUCUCAGACAUCCGCGGCGAGCGGCACCGGGAGGAAAGGGCAGCGGGGAGCCACGGCAAGGGGACCCCCAGGCCGGGGUGCCGGGUGGGCUCUGCUUCCCACUCUCCUUCAGCCUUCGGGGCAUCGGGCUCACAGCCUGUGCAGGCAGGACACGGACCUUGACUGCUGGAGAAUGGCAGCAGGAUUUAACUAGGAAGACACGGAAAACUGGGAGAGAACUCACGGGAGCUGAGCGAACUGCGGGAAAAGAGAGCGGCUUUUCAGCACCGUUGCCUGGCCUGUGAAGCAACAUGAGUCACAAGGGAUCCCUCAACAGCAACCCCGGCUCAUCAAAUGGCAGCAUGGGCAAAGCUGAGGGAGCCUCCAAGCUGAGUGCAAAGGACUUGUAUGAACAAAGAAAAAAAUACUCCAACUCCAACAUCAUUAUGCACGAGACUUCCCAGUACCACGUCCAGCACUUGGCCACCUUCAUCAUGGACAAGAGCGAGUCCAUCACGACAGUGGAUGACGCAAUCCGGAAACUCAUCCUGCUCAACUCCAAAGAGAAGAUCUGGACACAGGAGAUGCUGCUGCAAGUGAACGACAAGUCCAUCCGGCUGCUGGACUGUGAGACACAGGAGGAGCUGGAGGACUUUCCCCUGCCAACAGUGCAGCACUGCCAGACAGUGCUCAAUCAGAUGCGCUAUUCCUCCAUCCUCCUGCUCGUGUGUCAGGAUUCUGAGCAGCACAAACCUGACAUCCACUUCUUCAACUGUGAUGAGGUGGAGGCGGAGAUGGUUCAUGAGGACAUAGAAAGUGCCCUGGCAGACCACAAGCACGGGAAGAAGAUACGGCCACAGACACUCAAGGCAAACCAGGAAAAGAUCAAGCAGAGACAAUCCAUCCUUCCCCCACCUCAAGGACCGGCUCCCAUCCCAAUCCAGCAUGACAUGCGAGGCUCAGCAAUGAACAGGAACAGGGUGGCACCUCCUUCCCAGCAUGAUCCAGACUAUGAACGGCGAAGCUCUGGCUCUCAUGACCAUGAAGAAUCCCGUGCCAUGUUAGCACAGAAGAUUGAAAAGGAAACGCAAAUCCUGAACUGCACCCUGGAUGACAUUGAAGUGUUUGUCGCCCGGCUCCAGAAGGCUGCAGAGGCAUUCCGACAGCUCAACCAAAGGAAGAAAGGGAAGAAGAACAAGAAGAAAGGGCCAGCAGAGGGAAUGCUGACCCUCCGAGCAAGACCCCCGAGUGAGGCUGAGUUCAUCGACUGCUUCCAGAAAACCAAAUUGGCUUUUAACCUCUUGGCCAAACUGAGGAAGCACAUCCAGAACCCCAGCGCUUCGGAGCUGGUGCAUUUCCUAUUUGGGCCACUGGAACUGAUCAUCAAUAGCUGUGGUGGCCCCGAGCUGGCCCGGUCUGUCCUCAGCCCACUGCUUUCUAAAGAUGCCACCGAUUUCCUGAGAGGACACCUGACACCCAAAGAGAUAAACCUCUGGGAUUCCCUGGGGGAGACAUGGACCAGAUCCAGAGCUGAGUGGCCCCGAGACGCGAACAUCCCUACCUACAUCCCCAAAUUCCGCAAUGGCUGGGAACCACCCACAGAAAUCUUCCGUGGAGCUCCCUGGGAGAUAGACAUCGGACACUUGCAAGAGGAGCUCUCCUCAGCCAAUGGAUAUCCUUACCGGAACUCCUCACUCAAGCGUGGCCAGACGGCUGAGCAGACACAGCCUGGGGAUGCCUUCAAACAGAACGCCACUCCACAUGGAAAUAGGAAUUUCGAGGCCCAGGGAGUGGCUGUGCCCAGGAGAUUUGCCAAAAUCCGCUACGAUUUCACUGCACGAAACGCCAACGAGCUCUCGGUGCUGAAGGAUGAAAUCCUGGAGGUGUUGGAAGAUAAUAAGCAAUGGUGGAAGUUGCUCAACCGGAGUGGGCAGGCCGGUUAUGUUCCAUACAAUAUCCUGGAUGUGGUGACACUGGAAGAGCUUGAACAGCAGUCUAACCAGAGGUACAAAGGAGACCUGAGCCCCAGGGGCUAUGGCCCAUCCAGUCCAACUCACAAGCUGCCUGCCAGCUACGCAGGGGAUAAGUGGGGCAGUGAGAUGUUAUCACGCAACUCUACACAGGACGCCAAAGAACAACUUAUUCACCAAAUGGAUGAGCUGAACGACGAGCUGCUAAAGAAGAUCACAAACAAUAAAAUUCAGCCUCCCCACAGGAAUUUCAAAGUGGAAAAGCCUCAGCAAGUUUUUGUGCCCCUCACCUUUGAAUCCAGCACUGAAGAAGUCAAAGCCUGGCUGGAGGCCAAGUCAUUCAGCAAAGAGACCGUGGAACACCUGGGCAUCCUCACCGGAGCUCAGCUCUUCUCCCUCAACAGAGAGGAGCUGAAGAAGGUGUGUGGUGAUGAGGGAAACAGAGUGUACAGCAAGAUCACAGUGGAGAAAAACCAGCUGGAGAAAAGCAGAGGGGAGUCAGAGCUCCAAGAAAUCAUGAAGCGCCGCCAGGAAAGGAUUGAUUCUGCUAAUUAAAGUCUCUCUGUUUAUUUCAGCUCUUAGCCCUAAGUAGUGCAGAAAAAAAGGGAAUGAAAGCAAUGAUUCCCGGCCCAGGCCGGAGGCAGCAGAGCCCCCCUUGGGGUCCAGCUGCCAUCAGAGUGACAACUCCUUGAACACUGUUGGGAAGGGUUGACAGUAAGACCACAUCCCACUGGGAAAGGUGUUUUAAUUUUGCAUGAAGUAUUUUUUUUAUAACUAUAUAUUUUAUACUGAAAUUUUCCGUGCAUGCGAUCAGAGCAGGAUUCCCACGGGGCUGGAUGUACGACCAGGGCCGGAUUCAAACAAAGACCCCAGAGCUUUUCUCCGAGGGCUGUCCCUGCUCCCACCCCUCACUGGCAGAGCAGGCCUGGCACACAGCUCAGGAGGGGACAAGGCUUUGGAACCCUGCAGUGGUUUGGGUUUAAGGAAAGGACAUUAAAGCUCAUCCUGUUCCUCCCCUAUCAUGGGCAGGGACGCCUUUCCCAAGGCCAAGUUGUUCAAAUCCUGUCCAGCCUGGCCUUGGACGCUUCCAGGGAUGGGGAGUAACAACCCCUCUGGGCAACCUAAGGCAGCCCCAUUUCCAUUUCCUCCUCAGUGCAGGUGUCCCCUGCAGCCCAUGAGCCCAGCCCGGUGACAGCUCCCUGUCCCCCUCCUGUCCCCCUGUGCCCCCUCACUGGACAAGGCUGGAAUGGCAACACACAUUCCCAAAGUCUGGCUGCCUCCUUAAAUCCACAGAGCAGUUAGUGCUGUCUCUGAACAGCUGAGAUGAGCUCUCAGUGCCUAGAAAGGAGCAGGAGUGACAAACAAAGGGAUCUGAAGGUGCACAUAGGUGAGCUCCACCUGCCCACUGCUGCUGAUGCACAGCCCCGGGCUCAGGGCAGCUGUGCAGCCCUUCCCUGGGCCACUGAUCCAGCACUGGAAUGUUGUGGGGUUGCCAAACCUGCCCUCAAACCAGGAGAAGAUAAGCCCUGACCAUUCGCUCCUGUCCCAGGCACACCCACAGCUCUUCCCAGGGUGUUGGUCACUCGUCCCCACCUUCACGUUUUCACUGUAAAAAGCUGAAAUUAUUCCCAAAUAGCUGAAACCCCAAAGCACACUGGGAAAGGCAGGUUUAACUCCAAAUAAGUGGGCACAAAGAAAAAAAAAAUCUAAUUUAGCACAGGGUGUUGCUCUUGACUUCCUGUUUUCCUUCAUAAAGUUAUGUGCAUUUAUAUAUAACAAUCUGUAAAUAGGGGGUGAGGAAAAUCUCUCUCCCUAGAGGCAGAAUUAGUGAUUAUGCUUCCAAAAAUUUACUCACAAUUUCUUAACUCAAGCAAGCAGCAUAGUUCCUGUCCACAGCAAGUGUGGCACAUUGCACUUCUAUCUCUGUUUAACUGACAGACCAACCUGAUUGCAAAGCACUGAAGCAAACACAGCUCCAGAGCUGCCCACAGCCCAGGCACAGUUGGCUUUUCUCUCUCAGCACUGCUGAGUCUUUGCCCAAAUUUGUGUCUGUCCUUACACAUUCAAUGGAAAAAGCUUUAACACAGUGUUGGGGAACUCGUGUCUCCAUCUGAGAGCACCAGUGCACCUCAGUUUUGGCUUUAUUCCUGACUGUCUCCAAUGGAUAAUCUGUUUUCUUCAUUUGAAAGAGGGCACUGCUGGCACCAGCAGAAUUAGGGUGCAGGCAGGGGGGGAUCCUGGGUUUAGUCACAGCCCUGCUGGGAUCUGAGAAGGGCACUCACCUUGUCAGGGAGGGAUGAAGAGGACAAUCCUCCUGAGAAGCCCUGGCUCUGGAUUAGGGUGGAGAAGGGAAGCAGGAUGGCAAGCACAGGAGGUGGAAAAGUUUCUGAAAUGAAAAUAAAAACAAAUGUUGAGAUAGGAAACACACCCCCUUCUAGUCCUGGGGUGUAGAGGAAAGCAAAUCACAGGGAAUUACAGUUAUCUGGGAUUUUAACAGGAGUGGACAGGACAGCUCUGUAAUGCUGGGAGCCACAGGAGCACUUCCCAAAACAAGUAUCUCAGCAGACCUUAUUGCAGAGGUCACUUUUACAAAUUUCCAUGUGACUGAGCUGUGCAUCUGUUCUGUUUGUACUGCCUGCAGACACUGCUAUAAAGUACUGUACAUUGAUGUAACUGAGCGAAGGAGACAAUGAUAUAACCAUGCACUGUACAAGAGUUAUUAAAAUAGUUAAGUUAUACUUAUAAA
Messenger RNA from Haemorhous mexicanus (house finch), 4881 nucleotides. RefSeq names its product epidermal growth factor receptor kinase substrate 8-like protein 2. The transcript has 21 exons. Lineage: Eukaryota; Metazoa; Chordata; Aves; Passeriformes; Fringillidae. Bases 477 to 2690 code for a protein of 737 amino acids. Gene Ontology annotation, biological process: positive regulation of ruffle assembly; Rho protein signal transduction; regulation of Rho protein signal transduction. The record is from RefSeq and is a predicted model, not a curated record. Gene Ontology annotation, molecular function: actin binding. Gene Ontology annotation, cellular component: ruffle membrane; plasma membrane; vesicle.